AUGGCGACCGGCGUUGACGCAAAGCUAUUGAAGUCCACCAAAUUCCCUCCCGAAUUCAAUCAAAAGGUUGACAUGCAAAAGGUCAACCUCCAGCCAGACAUUAAAUCGUUACAAAUACAACUCACAGGCUUUUUGGACAAAGAUACAGCACAAUUCUGCAGGGAAUUAUGGAAACUAUUCUUGAGUGCCCAAACAAGCCCACAAGGCGUUCCCAAAGAGCUUCUCGAGGCCAAGAAGUUGGAAUUGAUACAGGAAAAGAUGGAAGCCGACCGCGCAGCAGAUGAGGCACGACGCCGCCGAGGCGAUCUCGACAGACGUCAACAAGAUGGCCAGGUACCGAGAGACAGAGAUCGCGGUGAACGCGGCCGCGGCCGAGGUGGGGAUAUGUGGCGUGGUCGCAACAGUGAUAGGGACUACGACCAGAGAGGUAGACAAGGGGGACGGUUCGGUGGCAAUAGAUCGCGCUCACCGGCUGCGAGGACUCGCGACCAGAGGGAUAGAGGCUCGUUCCGUGGGUCUACUAGAGACAGCUACGUCCCCAGAGAUCGCGGUCUCGGAGGCCGACCCCGAACGCAAGCGAGACUUGAGUCGUGGCUCACCCCCGCCUCCCGCUCGACGAACUCGUCGAGAACGCAGCACAUCCAGCCCCAGGCCUACGAGGAAAAGAUCAAUGUCGCCGAGAAGGAGCGAGGGUGGCCAUCGAGAAUCACGGAGGAAGAGAAGGUCGUCACGAAGCCCUUCGACGCCCUCAACAUCGCCUGA
Colletotrichum orchidophilum is the source of this 762-nucleotide messenger RNA. RefSeq lists its product as uncharacterized. The transcript has 4 exons. Lineage: Eukaryota; Fungi; Ascomycota; Sordariomycetes; Glomerellales; Glomerellaceae. Gene Ontology annotation, cellular component: spliceosomal complex. The coding region runs from base 1 to 762 and encodes 253 amino acids. Gene Ontology annotation, molecular function: RNA binding. Gene Ontology annotation, biological process: regulation of mRNA splicing, via spliceosome; mRNA processing. The record is from RefSeq and is a predicted model, not a curated record.